AUGACGGAUGGUCACUUGUUUAACAGUAUUUCUCUUGGUGGGCGUGGAGGCACCAACCCAGGGCAAUUUAAAGUUCAUUCUGCGGGUAUAUUAUGGAAGAAACAAGGGGGUGGUAAAGCCGUAGAAGUUGAUAAAUCUGAUUUAGUGGGCCUUACAUGGAUGAAGAUCCCACGGUCUAAUCAACUUGGAGUUCGGACCAGGGACGGUCUUUAUUACAAAUUCACUGGUUUCCGGGACCAGGAUUUUUCCAGUCUGACUACAUUUUUCCAGACCAGUUGUGGGAUAGCACCAGAAGAGAAGCAGCUAUCUGUUAGUGGAAAAAACUGGGGAGAAGUUAAUUUAAAUGGGAAUAUGGUUACAUUUCUUGUGGGUUCUAAGCAAGCGUUUGAGAUAUCCCUAGCCGAUGUUGCACAAACGCAGCUUCAAGGGAAAAAUGAUGUCAUGAUGGAAUUCCAUGUAGAUGAUACUACUGGUGCCAAUGAGAAAGACUCGUUGAUGGAAAUAAGUUUCCAUGUUCCCAAUUCAAACACUCAAUUUGUUGGUGAUGAAAAUCGACCUUCUGCUCAGGUCUUUCGGGACAAAAUAAUGUCAAUGGCGGAUGUUGGAGCUGGAGGUGAAGAAGCUAUUGUCACUUUUGAUGGGAUUGCCAUACUUACUCCUAGGGGUCGUUACAGUAUUGAACUUCAUCUCUCAUUUUUGCGUCUUCAAGGGCAAGCAAAUGACUUCAAAAUUCAAUAUAGCAGUGUUGUUCGUGUUUUUUGGUUGCCAAAGUCUAACCAACCACAUACCUUUGUUGUUGUUACACUUGACCCACCGAUUCGGAAGGGCCAAACUUUGUAUCCACAUAUUGUGAUGCAGUUUGAGACAGAUGCUGUUUUUGAGGCCUCCUUGUCAAUGAAUGAAGAUCUUUACAAUUCUAAGUACAAGGAAAAGCUUGAGAUGAUGCACAAGGGACUCGUGCAUGAGGUAUUUAUUACAAUUCUGCGUGGCUUGUCUGGCGCCAAAAUUACUAGACCUGGAAAGUUCCGCAGUAGUCAGGAUGGUUACGCUGUGAAGUCAUCUCUGAAAGCAGAAGACGGAGUUCUUUAUUCACUUGAAAAGAGCUUUUUCUUUUUGCCCAAACCACCUACUCUUAUUCUUCACGAGGAGAUCGACUAUGUGGAGUUUGAGAGGCACGCUGCUGGAGGAUCAAAUAUGCAUUACUUCGAUCUUCUUGUCAGACUCAAGACUGAACAGGAGCACCUUUUUCGGAACAUUCAGAGAAAUGAGUACCAUAAUCUUUUUGAUUUCAUUAAUUCUAAGGGUCUGAAGAUAAUGAAUUUGGGGGGUGUCCGGACAACAGAUGGAGUUGCAGCUGUUUUGCAGAAUGAUGAGGAUGAUGCUGUUGAUCCACACCUGGAACGGAUCAGGAAUGAAGCUGCUGGAGACGAGAGUGAUGAGGAGGACGAGGAUUUUGUUGUUGACGAGGAUGAUGGAGGCUCCCCGACUGAUAAUUCUGGGGAAGGAGAAUCUGAUGGCAGUGAAAGUGGAGGGGAGAAAGAGGUGCCUGCAAAAAAGAAACUCAAGAAAGAGCCAUCUGCUCUAAAGGCAUCUUCAAGCAGAAAAAAGGCUAAGGAUGGUGACGAGGAUGGGUCAAAGAAGAAGAAACAGAAAAAGAAAAAGGAUCCAAAUGCACCAAAGAGAGCAAUCAGUGCUUUUAUGUUCUUCUCACAAGCUGAAAGAGAGAACGUGAAGAAGAGUAAUCCUGGAAUUUCAUUUACAGAGGUGGGGAAAGUUCUUGGUGAGAGAUGGAAUAAGCUGACAGCUGAAGAGAAAGUACCAUACGAAGCAAAAGCGCAGGCAGACAGGAAACGAUACAAUGAUGAAAUUACUGGGUAUAAAAACACACAAACCGCAAAUGUAAAUUUGGCAGACGAAUCUGACACUGCGGAGGCCUAA
This is a messenger RNA of Fraxinus pennsylvanica, 1938 nucleotides long. NCBI's taxonomy places the organism in Eukaryota, Viridiplantae, Streptophyta, Magnoliopsida, Lamiales, Oleaceae. The record is from the annotation of a GenBank genome assembly.